Messenger RNA from Amoebophrya sp. A25, 1851 nucleotides. The record is from the annotation of a GenBank genome assembly. NCBI's taxonomy places the organism in Eukaryota, Dinophyceae, Syndiniales, Amoebophryaceae.
CUGGUUUCUGGCUGUGGCUAGAUCAUAGUUGUGGAAGUAAAGCAUCCAUCUCAACUAUCAGAUGAAAAAACAGCGAAGAUUAAAUCGGUCAGAUAGUUUUGGUAGCCAUUCAUUUCCUCCCUCUCCCCUAGCUUAUUACGAAAGUGGAACAACAAAAGUACGAACGUAGAGCAUAAAAUGAGAGAGAACGAUCCAAUAACGUCUUUGUAAUCGGCAGGGUUUCUACAGAAGUCAGACUAUGCUUAAUGCAUGGAGCCAUUUCUAUUACUCGGAUGAUGUACAGUAAUUUUUGAACAAGAUCUUUGUUUUUUGAAGCAGAUACUUAGUUGAGAGAAACAAUGCCCUCCAACCGCAUCAUGAAAAUUGGGAAAAUAGAAAAGCACCAGGUUCAACUGCUCGCAUGCAGAGGCGCAGGAGUUUUUGCGGGCUCUCGUUGCAGCUGGCGUCGCCAGUAAUACUUUCACAAAGUAUCCCAUGAAGCUCUCGGGGCCUCUCGCAGGUGUUAUUGUGAAUCACUACAGCAAUGGGACACUGCAUUCGCAGCCGGAUGGGGGUCAUCCAAAGUCGAUCUUUGUGGAGGCCGAAGCAAAGACGUGUGUCGAGCAACCGAGAAAGGGAGUUUCAUACGAAGCCGCACUCGCAGGUCUGCAAAAUCAGAUAUCUUGUCGCCCUUGGAGCUUCAGCAUCUCGGAGUCGAGGCCCGAUGUGGAAGGAAGAUGCGUACCAACGCAGACCACAACGACACCUUUUGUAGACCAAAAUGGGUACCGAUCGAGUAGUACAAUGCCAGUUCGACCGCAAGCUGACGGAGUUGAAAAAGUGCCCGGUGCUUUAUCAAAUGCCUUAUGGCCCAAGGCAGCUCCCAGUUUCGCUGCUAGCAGACAGCACAACCGAACCCUCCAGACUGCGAUUUUUUCUCGGUGUCCCACGAUGCCGCAAACGAACACCAGAACUACCAGGGGUUCGGUUCAGACGGAGGGCUUCUAAUGAAGAAGCGACGACUGCAAAGCGAAGGGGAGCCGGCUACGGAGCGUACACACACUCGGGCUUUCCGGCAGGAGCAUUCUCGUUUAACUCCUUAUCUUCCAGCAUGCAUCCUGGUUCGGACUCUGCUGCUGCGCCUCGCGUGUCCAUCCCUCAUGCGUGCAACAAUCCGUCGCCAGUCUCUCCACCUUCCGUUUCUGGCAAGCGGCAUCAGAAAUUUGUCAAUGGUGGGGCGUGGUAUGAACAGCAGGCUAUGCGGCCGAUUAACGAAGCUCUUGGCACACGCACGAUUACGGGGCUCUGUUCCUGUUUGAUCGUCGUUGGGUGGGCACUGACAGCAAGUAUGUGAACCAGCUUGUGAAGUGGAUGAGAGACGACAUUGGGGUCGAACGGCCAUGCGAAUCCUACGAGGGCUUGUCGAGAGUUGUUCGUCAGCAUUUCCAACGGAAUGAAGAAGAAGCCAAAGAUGGGAUUCACAUAAUUCAACCGCAGGUCCGGCGGGACGCGGAAUCGAUAUAGAAGAAGAGGUCGACGACUCAGAAGAUGGCCGUGAAGUUAAUGAGAUUUUUUUGAUUAGGUCUACUGCACGAUGAGAAGAUAGGUUAAGUAGGCACAAAGCACAUAAAAAGAAACACGUCUGACUCAACAGAUGCUGUAUACUUACUACUGUAUGUAUUUGUCUUUUCGACGUAGCUACCGUGCUGUGUCCCUCACAGUCUAGCUUUACGCUGCCCGAGGAUCCUUUUGUUUGACCUUGUGUGUUGUGGGUUCUACUGAAGAUGGUGCUCACUAGCUCUUGCUCUGCCUUCAGUACUUAUAAUCAUAAACAAGGGAUCUUCUGUCAGCCUCUCUCACAGUACGUUGUUC